Dendronephthya gigantea is the source of this 4397-nucleotide messenger RNA. Its product is annotated as zinc finger protein GLIS2-like. Bases 1220 to 2752 code for a protein of 510 amino acids. The record is from RefSeq and is a predicted model, not a curated record. Gene Ontology annotation, cellular component: nucleus. Gene Ontology annotation, biological process: regulation of transcription by RNA polymerase II. Gene Ontology annotation, molecular function: DNA-binding transcription factor activity, RNA polymerase II-specific; RNA polymerase II cis-regulatory region sequence-specific DNA binding. Lineage: Eukaryota; Metazoa; Cnidaria; Anthozoa; Malacalcyonacea; Nephtheidae. The transcript has a single exon.
UAGCAAUCAUACGACGACGAUUUUAUCGUCGCAAUUUUGAAUUUAAAAAUACUUCGCGCAUUUGUGGGCUGGGAAAUAUCGAUCAAAAACGACCACGCUUUGCUCUCGACCUUCGGGAGGUCAGGAAUUGCAUUAUUGAUCGACCACAUGAAAAUAUCCAACAUAUUUGAAAUGAAACGAAAGGUAUAGCUCACCCCGGGUGAGCUCAGUGGCAACAAACAUCUGCUUCGGAUCGAAAUGAGCUUCACGGCAACCCGUCGACGAACCGCGUGUGUUUUUCAUGAUUAAUAUUCAAUAUAGAGAUUGCCGACUGCGUUUGAACUGGUGGUUCGCACGCCGUGAGAUCUUAUUAUGAAAGUGGCCACCGACAUUGCACCCCAGAGCGUGAAAUUAAACACUGAAACGCACUACCCAGCUGCACGGUCCAUAAACACAGCGAUGGCGUAGAUAACAUCUCGCCUAUUAAAACACAGCCCACGUACUUAAAGCUUCAAAAAUAGUUUCUUUUUUCCGAACUGUACGCAGUUGCUAUCAAUCGCAUUGAAAUCUCGGCCGAAACCUGUGCCGUCGUUCGAGAGGAAGCCAUCCAAUACAAGCGGAAUGCGCGCGGCAGGGACAAACGUUAUUAUUAUGGCACUUGAAAGGAUUCAUUUAAAAUAUCCCCUGGGGUUGCAUUCACAGUGCUUGCUAAUCUAAUAAAGGAAAUCCAUGUUGAUGGAUAACCGCAGGAGGUAAACCUAAACUGUGUACAAACUGUCUCGAAAUGAAAAUCGCCAUUUCACAAACAUGACAUCGGCCCGGCUUGCUCAUCUGAAAGCGGGGCUACAAGCUUGAGCCGUACUUGAGCGGCAAGAAUCAUCGCGCCGAGGCAAAGUUUGAUCAAAACCGCAAUACGACGAGACCACGCGAUGCGUCCAGGGGGCGCGAUCAAGUCCGCCAUAGGGAUCUAGAUCGUGGCGGGAGAUUAUUCCUUUCGCUAUUUAAUAAAAACAAUUCGUUCAUCUCCGGGUGUCAAGAUAAAGGGAGAAUGCACCACGUGCAUUGCGGGGUGUUUUUUUACAACGCUAUUUCACAACAGAUAAACGUAGCUCAACCAAGCGUGGGCAGCCUUCAGGUUGGAAUAUAAGCUUGUAACACAGACCAAUACGGUGUUGGAAUACGGCCCUUCGUCGCAGCGGCGGUAAAAAAGGGCAACGGGGAAUUAUUUGACACCAGGGGUAUGAACUCAAUGUUAUCCAUUUCAAACAGCUGUGGGGAGCCGACAUAUUGUGAUGUGCGAUUGAUGACUCAAUUUCAAAAGACCGCGAGAAGUUUUCAUGCCAACAAGCACGGUGAACGAAUCGCGCUUGCAAAUAUGGAAAGAAAGCAGAUCGAAUCGACGUUUAAUGACACGCUCUCGAGGUUUGCAGAUCUAACGGGUAAUAAAAUGGACGCGGGAAUUGAAUAUCAUCGCGACUUGGAAUUCGGCAAAUCCUGCGCCAAAACAUAUUCGCCAGGAAGUUCAAGUUCACAAGCGACUAGUCGGGUAAAUUUUGACAAGCGGCAGCCAAGCGCUGGUGAGAUGGGGUCGAGUUAUUUCUCGUUCCCUGCGUAUCAUUCGAACCCUUCUUCUCCGAAUCGCGAAAGCGCCAAUUUUCACGAAGAACGAACGGUAGAAUCAAGCGACGAAGAAACGCAAUACGUUCAUGGGAGUUCAGAACCGGACAAUAAGCGUUCGCCCCCCACUGGCCGGCGCCAUGAACAUAGGGAAAGCGAGCAAAGUACAUUGGUUGCGGUAAAUUCGCGAGUAAUAUACGAGGACGGUCACACUAGCUCGGGUGCGAGUCGUGCAUGUCCUGGCAGCCCAUGUUCGCCGCAAAACACUGACAAGAACAUCAGCGUUAUCUACUUCAAAGACAGCCAGUAUAACCGUCAGUUCAAUCGCAGAUUUCCCCAAACGCCGAUCCGCGUCGAAGAUCAAUUCCAUGGCCUCGAAGGACAGCAGGUCGACGCAAGCGAGGUCAUGGAGACGAGCGUGUCGCUUGGGCUACCCGAAGGUGCACCGAGCAUGAUCCCGCACAUUUAUUCAUCUUCGACAUCGACAACGUUGUCCUCGGCAACGACUCCUUACAAAUCGCGGAAGACGCAGGAGGGGGUAAGAGACGAAACAAUUCAUACAACUUUCGUUUGCGAAUGGCAAGAGCCCGUGCUCGGGACGGAUGACGACGUUUGCGGAAAGGAAUACGAGACGCUUCAGAACGUCGUGGACCAUUUACGAGACGAACACUUGACGAACGCGCUGGGCAACUAUUCGUGUUUUUGGCGGGAUUGCCCACGGCUCGGCGUUCCGUUCAAGGCGAAGUACAAGCUGGUGAAUCAUUUACGCGUUCACACCGGCGAACGGCCGUUCGUGUGCACGUACCCGGGCUGUAAGAAGGUAUUUGCGCGAACAGAAAACCUGAAAAUCCACAUUCGCACGCACACGGGCGAGAAGCCGUUCCUCUGCGAGUACCCCGGAUGCAGUCGAAGGUUCGCGAACUCGAGUGAUCGACGUAAGCACAUCCACGUUCAUACCCUCGAGAAACCGUAUCGCUGUAAGUUUCACGGCUGUAACAAGUGUUACACUCAUCCGAGCUCGCUUCGAAAACACGUAAGGACACAUACGAUGCGUGAUCAGGCGAACGCUAAUGUGGAACGCACUCAAAUGGCAAGUUUACCCAGGCCGAUGAUGCCUCCUUUGACUUACCCAGUCAUCCAUACGACGAUCGCUUGACAACAUACUUGUAAGUUCCAUUAAAUUUAUUUUGUUAGCGAUGCAACUUUUACUGAUGGCUCAGUAUGUAUAUAUUAUUUUUGCUCAAUAUACAAAUGCGAAGUAUUGAACUUUCGCUUAAGAUAAACAGGCUUUAUAUAUCACUGUUCCGGUCUACCGUUGCGGGAGGCGUUAUUUUAUUCAAAUAUUUUUUGUGUAUUGUUCGGGCAUUCUGUUCGUGCUUUGCCUAGACAUUCUCGGCUAUUUACAGUAGACUUUCGGCAUUUUGGAACAAGCAGAAAUCGGUCCUAGCUAAUAUUCAAGCAUAUAAGCACCUGGGACGGGCCUCUUAGGAAAUUUUGAGUGGGGAAAAACUCGAGUGAGGGGAAAAGAAAUAUUUGAUAAGGGUGGAAGAAAUUGACAGUGAAGGGAAAUCAGUUGUUUGAUGUAAAAGAAUAUGCAAAAUAAAAUGCUUUCGGGCUCUGCAGAUGACAUUAGUAAAAUUCAACAAAUUAAGGUUGGCUCACAGAAUGCAAAAAUGCUAAUACAUUAUCUUGAAUUAAAGUAAUCCUUAUUUUUCUCAAUAUCCUUUAAAAAGAGGAUUUUUACUGAGGCGGGGAAAGUACUUAACUGGUGGGCCUUGCAUGGCUGAUAAGAGGCCCUAAACUGAAAAAAAUGUUGGAUAAUGUAACGCUACUCGCCUGGGGUUUUAAACUCUGUAUUUUUGAAUACCAAUCAAUGCUCUUUAUAAACGUUAACAGAGUAUUAGCAAAUUUCUGCCAAAUUCCUAAAAUAUCCUUUCCAACCACAUCAAAAUUCCAAGAUGUAAUUGUCUAAAUUCCAGAAAUUUCGUACGUUUUUUGGGAAUGAUGCAUUUUGCUUGGCACCCCUUAUCGCUAUUUUGAUUCUCCCACCUUUUAAGCCGUCAAUCUCUCAUCGAAUGAAAUUCAAGUGGUUUCUGUAUAAUAUAUAUAUUUUGUAUAUAAGUAGCUACUUCUUUGUAUAAAAUUUUUCUUCCAACUGUUUUGAAAACAAAGCAUCGGUUUUAAGAUUAAACUUGUAAUUGGUGUUUUGUAGUUCAGUCCUUCACCCGAGAGGUAGUUUUCUCGUGCUGUGAUUUCAUUUCGACGCAAUUUAUCCAAUCAGCGACGCCGGAACGAUACAAAAUCAACGGGGGGGGGGGAUUUUUGUUAAGUGUAUACUUCUGUGAGGGUUUUCGGUCAGACAUUGCACUAUUCUUGAAACUUUGUUAGCUGUAUUGCUAGUGUUGAGACAUGCCCAAAGCAGAUCUAUUCAUGGACGAAUUGCAAUGUAAUGCUUUAAAUCAUCCAUUCCCUCGCCACCGCUAGUUAAAGCCGGGUAAAAGGGGAGCUUCCCCUGCUUUCUACCUCCAGCCUCCAGUUCCAGCGUCGCUGAUUCGUUAUUAAACUGAAUUACAUUCCGGCAAAUUGUAAAAAAUAAAACAAAAACAAGCCUCACUUAAACACAUAGAAGCUAUAUUACAAACAUUACAAACAAAGCAACCUUGUUUUAAAAUGCUUAAAAUGCAUUAUUGCUUUGUUUAAGAGAAACGAGGACUUGAAGGUGUGUAAUAAUGUAGACUUCGCAUAAAUGAAUUGAAAACUUUUUAUUAAUAAAUAUUUUGUUUUUUAUUAAUAAAUGUUUU